UGGUUUGCUUAAUAUAAGGAAUUUGAAAUAAUUUAUAAGUUUAUUAUAAGUAUAUUUUAUCCAAUUACAUUUUUGAUACUUAAGUAUAUUUAAAACCAAAUACUUUUAGACUAUCGCUCUAGUAUUUUACUGGGUGACUAACUUGAGUAAAAGAAAAUAUACCUUAAUAGAAAAUGACUCAGUCAUGUAUGACAAUUGGGUACUUUUUCCACCACUGCACUGGUUCUGUGUAUAAGCCAUUUAGCAAUAACUUUUACCCAAAGCGACUUAGCUACGAUUAUGCUUGCUUCGUCCCGCAAAGUAUCGUUCCUAGAGAUACUGAAUAUGCCGCUGUUAAGUGGAAACGUUAUUUUCGUUUUGAGUUGGUUGAUCAAGGACGCAAGACAACGUACGGAAGCUUCUCCAACGAGUCGUCUGUAUAAACAAUGGUUCGAUGCGGGACGAAGCAAUGGCCAUGCAGAGUUUAAAUGAAGAUGAUCCACAUGAUCCUCAAAGUUUGGAAGGUCAAGUCCAGGAAAUGAAGAAUGAUAUCCUGGGUUUAAACUAUCCAGAAGAUAGUGAAGUGAAGGAUCCCCUGCCUCAGAUCGAGCUGAAGGCUGUGACAAGGAGAAAAGUUAAGACCAAGAGGAGGACCAGUGCCAACAGGUCCACAGUUGAACAGAGCACUGAUACUGAUGCAGUUGAGAAAGAUUUUGUUGAUAAUCAGAAUGAUGAAGAUGAGGUGAAGAAGGAUCCCCUGCCUCAGAUGGAGCAGGAUGCCGUAAAGAGAAAUAAAGUCAAGACCAAGAGGACCAAGAGAAACAAAGCGGAGCAGAUCACUGAUACAGAUGCAGGUCCCUCUACAUCUGUGGAAUUCUCUGGGAUGGCAGUUCAGGGGACAUCUCACCAGGGACAAUCUAAUGAAAAGAUCCUAAGUGAAUGUGUCUCCAGGGCCUGUCAGACCAGGGCUCUUGACCUCCCGCCAAUCAAUCCUGAUGCCUUCAACCCGAUUAUCAUCCGGUUUCUAGAAAAACUUACUGAGGAGCAAUGGAGGCAGUUAAGCAUUGGCAGGAUGGACCCUGUGAUGAGGGCAUUGCUUGCGGAGAUGUGCCUGGAGAUUGUGCGGUUUGUAUCUGAGGCCAUCCUGGAGGUCAUCAUCCCUGCAAUUUUCCGUUUUGUACGGAUAUACAGCCAUGUGUCUCCAGUAUUCGUCAAGUCUCUGACAGAAUCAGAGAGAUCUUCUAGCACAAACCUGAAGGUUCGCAAGAGAGGCAGCAGCAAAUCCUCAAGGUCUCGCACGGCCAAAUCAAGCUCCUCUCGUAAUGGGUCUCAGACAGUGUUGCCAAAUACUCAGGGAGAUGGUGAGUCUAUAUCAUCUGAGCCACUCAGUGACUUUUUGGGAUCACUGAGGACAGUCUCCUCACUAGUGUCCAGGAUUCCUUCAAAGAGUCGCUGA
Molecule: messenger RNA, 1435 nt
Organism: Oncorhynchus gorbuscha (pink salmon)
Lineage: Eukaryota; Metazoa; Chordata; Actinopteri; Salmoniformes; Salmonidae
Exons: 8
Coding region: 434-1435 (333 amino acids)
Source: RefSeq, a predicted model, not a curated record